This is a messenger RNA of Scomber japonicus (chub mackerel), 536 nucleotides long. It is a transcript of the gene phlda3, whose product is annotated as pleckstrin homology-like domain, family A, member 3. Gene Ontology annotation, molecular function: phosphatidylinositol phosphate binding. The record is from RefSeq and is a predicted model, not a curated record. Gene Ontology annotation, biological process: positive regulation of apoptotic process. The coding region runs from base 1 to 423 and encodes 140 amino acids. The transcript has 2 exons. NCBI's taxonomy places the organism in Eukaryota, Metazoa, Chordata, Actinopteri, Scombriformes, Scombridae.
AUGUCUCUUCCGGUUAAAGUGAUGAGAGACGGGCUGCUGGAGAAGCGCAGCAGCGGGCUCCUCCAGCUGUGGAAGAAGAAACGCUGCGUGCUUACCGAGGAAGGGCUGCGCCUAAACAACUGCAGAGGCGGCAGUAGUGAUGCUCCGUGCUCAGUGUGGAGCUCCAAAGCCAAGGAGCUACGCUUUGAGCGUAUGGCCACGGUGGACUGCGUGGAGUAUAAGCGAGGGCUGGUGUACUUCACUGUGGUCAUGGCUACGGGAAAGGAGAUUGACUUUCGGUGUCCGCAGGAUGGCGCGGCUUGGAACGCGGAGAUUGCUUUGGCACUGGUGCGCUACAAGAACCUGCAAGCCGUGCAGACUGGAAGGAACCGGCACCUGUCUACAGCGCACCUGGGCAGCACCGGGGAGGAUGAAGAGCUCUGACUUGGUGAAGCUUUCCUCGGGUAGAGCCUUUCUACGGUACUUCCUGUGAGGGAACCAAUCACAGUGGCGAAGGAUAAAGAUCCCCAGAUCCAUCAGCUUGUUUCUGUGGUGCA